Tetrapisispora phaffii CBS 4417 is the source of this 7266-nucleotide messenger RNA. It is a transcript of the gene PRP8, whose product is annotated as U4/U6-U5 snRNP complex subunit PRP8. The record is from RefSeq and is a predicted model, not a curated record. Gene Ontology annotation, biological process: mRNA splicing, via spliceosome; spliceosomal tri-snRNP complex assembly. The transcript has a single exon. Gene Ontology annotation, cellular component: catalytic step 2 spliceosome; U5 snRNP. Gene Ontology annotation, molecular function: U5 snRNA binding; protein binding; U1 snRNA binding. The coding region runs from base 1 to 7266 and encodes 2421 amino acids. NCBI's taxonomy places the organism in Eukaryota, Fungi, Ascomycota, Saccharomycetes, Saccharomycetales, Saccharomycetaceae.
AUGAGUGGAUUACCUCCUCCUCCACCGCCACCACCUGGUUUUGAUGAUAACUCUAGUGAUGAGCAUAACGAUGAUAUAUUUGGUUUACCACCUCCUCCACUAGGUUUGGAUUUAGAGGAUGAAACAAAUAAUCUUUUCAAAGACACUGAAAAUGAUUUUGAAACAAUAAAUGCAUUUGAAGAACAACCUAUAGAUGAACUGCUUCCACCGCCACCACCUCCACCUCCACCAGGAAUGAGUGGCGAAAUUGACAUAGUUAGAGAUCAUUUGUCAGAAUCUCCAAUUAGAGAUACAUCUGAUAUAAAUGAUGAUUUAACAAGCAAAAGAAGAAGAUUGAAUAAUCGUGAAACUGUAAAAUCAAGAAAAUUAAAGAAAAGAAGAAUGAAAUCGCAGAAAAAAGGAGGUUUAAUCCAUUCUCACAAAUUAGAAAUGCCCCCUGAACAUUUAAGAAAGAUUGCAGAUAAUCAUACAGAUAUGACCUCAAAAAGAUUUAAUUACGACAAACGUGCAUUCUUAGGUGCCCUUAAAUACAUGCCUCAUGCCAUUUUGAAAUUAUUAGAAAAUAUACCACAACCAUGGGAACAAACUAAAGAUGUUAAAGUUCUUUAUCACACGACCGGUGCUAUAACAUUUGUAAAUGAAAUACCAAGGGUAAUUGAACCCGUAUAUAUAGCCCAAUGGUCCUCAAUUUGGAUUGCAAUGAGAAGAGAAAAAAGAGAUAGGACGCAUUUUAAAAGAAUGAGAUUUCCACCAUUCGAUGAUGAUGAACCUCCUUUAUCGUAUUUUGAACAAAUAAGAAAUAUUGAACCGUUGGACCCUAUAAAACUAGACUUAGAUUCUGAAGAGGAUAAAAAUGUUGUAGAUUGGAUUUAUGAUUCAAAGCCAUUGAUAGAUAAUCCAAAUUAUACCAAUGGCUCUACUUAUAAGAAAUGGAAACUAGAUUUACCCAUAAUGUCCAAUUUAUCAAGAUUAUCACAACCACUGAAAGAUGAGAUUAAAGAUAAGAACUACUACUAUUUGUUUGACAAGAAAGCAUUUUUUACCUCAAAAGCAUUAAAUACCACCAUUCCUGGUGGUCCCAAAUUUGAACCUUUAUAUUUAAAAGAUGAAGAAGAUGAUUACAAUGAGUUUAAUUCGCUGGAUAGAAUAAUUAAUAGAAUCCCGAUACGAAGUGAAUACAAGAUUGCGUUUCCUCAAUUAUAUAAUUCAAGCGUUAAAUCCGUGGAAACACUUUGGUAUCAUAACCCCAUUGAUUGUUCAAAUGAAUCUUACCACGAUGCUGAUCAGGAGUUAUUCAACUUUGAUGCCUCCUUCAACCCCAUUAUUGAUAUUUAUACUCCAAAAAUAAACAAGGCAUAUGAGGAUAUAGAGGAUGAAAAAGAAGAAUUCACAUUUUCUAAGCCGUUAAGUGCAAUGUUUUCAAACGAAGAGCUAGCACCAAAUAAUUCCAAGGAUGCAAUUGGUUUAUAUAGUUCAACUUUUCCAUUUAAUAGGUUAAACGGUAAUAUGGUAAGAUCCCAGGAUGUAGCACUUGUAAAGAAGUGGUAUCAACAACAUCCAAAUAAAAGUUAUCCUACAAAAGUUAGAAUAUCUUAUCAAAAAUUAUUAAAAAAUUAUGUCAAAAAUGAAUUAAAAUCCAAACAUUUAACAAAUAAAAGAAAAACCAAUUUGUUGAAGGCCUUGAAUAGUACUAAAUAUUUUCAGCAGACUACUAUAGAUUGGGUCGAAGCUGGUUUACAAAUCUGUAACCAAGGUCACAAUAUGCUUAAUUUACUAAUUCAUAAAAGAGGUUUGACCUAUUUACAUUUAGAUUACAAUUUUAAUCUAAAACCAACAAAGACCCUAACGACAAAGGAAAGGAAAAAGUCACGAUUUGGCAAUGCAUUUCAUUUGAUGAGAGAAAUUUUAAAGGUUACCAAACUAAUAAUUGAUGCCCAUGUGCAGCAUAGAAUUGGGAACGUCGAUGCAUACCAACUUGCUGAUGGUAUUUAUUAUAUUUUGAAUCAUCUUGGUCAAUUAACUGGUAUUUAUAGAUAUAAAUAUAAGGUUAUGCAUCAAAUCCGUGCAUGCAAAGAUUUGAAACAUGUUAUAUAUUAUAGAUUUAAUCAGAUCAUAGGAAAAGGCCCCGGAUGUGGUUUCUGGCAACCAGCAUGGAGAGUAUGGUUAUUCUUUUUGAGAGGUGUCAUCCCAAUUUUAGAAAGAUGGUUGGGAAACUUAUUAAUACGUCAAUUUGAAGGCCGUUCAAAUGAAGUUGUUAAAACAACUACCAAACAAAGAUCCGAUGCUUAUUAUGAUUUAGAAUUGAGGUCAUCAGUAAUGAAUGACAUUUUGGAUAUGAUACCUGAAGAUAUUAGACAAAGUAAAGCUAGGACAAUUUUACAACAUUUAAGCGAAGCAUGGAGAUCUUGGAAAGCUAACAUUCCAUGGGAUGUACCGGGUAUGCCUGAACCAGUUAGGAAACUAAUUGAACGAUAUAUAAAGGCAAAAGCUGAUGGAUGGGUGUCUGCUGCACAUUAUAAUAGAGAGCGUAUUGUAGGUGGUGCCCAUGUUGAGAAAACAAUUGUUAAAAAAAACUUGGGUAGAUUGACAAGGUUAUGGAUUAAAAAUGAGCAAGAGAGACAACAAACCAUAGAGAAAAAUGGCCCCGAGAUUACUCCUGAGGAAGCUACUGCUGUUUUUUCUACAAUGGUCCAAUGGUUUGAUCAGAGAAACUUUUCACCAAUACCUUUCCCACCUUUGACCUAUAAGAAUGAUACAAAAAUAUUAGUAUUGGCCUUGGAGAAUUUAAAGGAAUCCUAUACUUCAAAAGCCAAAUUAACAGCUGCCGAGAGAGAAGAAUUGGCUUUAAUUGAAGAUGCCUAUGAUCAUCCUCAUGAAACUUUAAACAGAAUUAAAAAAUAUCUCUUGACCCAAAGAGUGUUUAAGCCAGUUAAUCUGUCAAUGAUGGAACAUUAUAAAACAAUAUCUCCGGUAUAUGCUAUUGAUCCAUUAGAGAAAAUUACGGAUGCUUAUCUAGACCAAUAUUUGUGGUUCGAAGCUGAUCAGCGAGGUCUGUUUCCAAACUGGAUAAAACCAAGUGAUUCAGAAAUUCCACCUCUCCUUGUCUACAAAUGGUCACAAGGUAUUAACAAUGUCGAUAAUAUAUGGGAUACGUCAAGUAAUCAAUCAACUGUCAUGUUGGAAACAAAAGUUACUGAUAUGAUAGAGAAAAUUGAUUUUACGUUACUAAAUAGGUUAUUGAGACUAAUCAUGGACCCUAACAUGGCAGAUUAUAUGACUGCUAAAAAUAACAUUAUUUUGAAUUUUAAGGAUAUGAGUUAUGUUAAUAAAUAUGGUUUAAUUCGUGGUAUUCAAUUUGCAUCUUUUAUAUAUCAAUAUUAUGGUCUCGUACUUGAUCUACUGAUACUAGGAAUUGACAGAGCCAAUGAAUUAGCUGGUACUCUUACCGAGCGAAACGAGUUUAUGCAAUUUAAGAAUUCAGAAAUAGCCAAUAAUCAUCCAAUAAGAUUAUAUGCCAGAUAUUUUGAUAAGGUAUAUAUUUUAUAUCAUUUUGAUGAAGAUGAUUCUGCAUCAUUAACUGGAGAUUUCUUGUCUGAAAAUCCUGAUCCAAAUUUCGAAAAUGCAGUUAAUUACAAUAAUAAAAAAUGCUGGCCACGGGAUGCAAGAAUGAGACUAAUGCGACAAGACGUACAACUAGGAAGAGCUGUAUUUUGGGAUUUCCAAGGUCGUAUUCCUUCCUCUUUAGCGAAUACUAAUUGGAAUACAUCAUUCGUAUCAGUAUAUUCUAAAUAUAACCCGAAUCUUCUUUUUACUAUGUGUGGAUUCGAAGUUCGUAUAAUACCAAAUGAAAGAACCAACGAAUCUACUUCAACAGAUGAAGGUGUUUGGGAUUUAAUCGAAGACAAGUCUAAAAGGAAAAUAGCAAAAGCAUAUUUAAAAGUAUCACAAGAAGAGAUUGAAAUUUUUGAGAGCAGGAUACGUAGUAUUCUUUUGACAUCAGGAUCUACAACAUUCACAAAAGUAGCUUCAAAAUGGAAUACAAAUUUAAUAUCAUUGUUUACAUAUUUUAGAGAAGCAAUUUUAUCUACUGAAGAAUUAUUAGAUAUUUUAGUCAAAGCAGAAACAAGAAUUCAAAACAGAGUAAAGCUUGGCUUGAAUUCUAAAAUGCCAACCAGAUUUCCACCAGCUGUUUUCUACACCCCAAAGGAAUUAGGUGGUUUAGGUAUGCUGAGUGCAUCUCAUAUCUUAAUUCCAUCUUCCGAUCUAAGUUGGUCAAAACAAACCGACACUGGUAUAACACAUUUCAGGGCUGGUAUGACACAUGAGGAUGAUAAAUUAAUUCCUACAAUAUUUCGUUAUAUUACCACUUGGGAAAACGAAUUCUUGGAUUCCCAGAGAGUUUGGAAUGAUUAUGCAACGAAAAGAUUAGAAGCAGUCAAGCAAAAUAGAAGGUUAUCAUUUGAAGAAUUAGAAAGCUCUUGGGAUAGAGGUAUACCACGUAUAAGCACCUUGUUUCAAAGAGAUCGUCAAACAUUAGCAUAUGAUAAAGGUCAUAGAGUCCGUAGAAUUUUUAAGCAAUACUGUAUAGAAAAGAGCAGUCCGUUUUGGUGGACAAAUUCACAUCAUGAUGGUAAAUUAUGGAAUUUAAAUUCCUAUCGUACUGAUGUUAUUCAAGCAUUAGGUGGCAUUGAAACCAUUUUAGAGCAUACUCUAUUUAAAGGAACAGGUUUUAAUUCAUGGGAAGGUUUAUUUUGGGAAAAAGCAUCCGGAUUUGAAGAUUCUAUGCAGUUCAAAAAGUUAACGCAUGCUCAAAGGACUGGUUUAAGUCAAAUACCUAACCGUCGUUUCACAUUAUGGUGGUCGCCAACUAUCAAUAGGGCCAAUGUGUAUGUUGGUUUUCUAGUUCAAUUAGAUUUAACAGGGAUCUUUUUACAUGGUAAAAUUCCAACUCUGAAAAUCUCAUUGAUUCAAAUAUUCCGUGCACAUCUAUGGCAGAAGAUUCAUGAAAGCAUUGUUUUUGAUAUUUGUCAAAUUCUUGAUGGCGAAGUUGACACUUUACAAAUUGAAAAUGUGAAAAAGGAAAUGGUCCACCCUAGAAAGUCAUAUAAAAUGAACUCAUCAGCUGCAGAUGUCACUAUUACCUCCUUAGGACAAUGGAAUGUAUCGCAACCAUCAUUAUUGCAUAUUUCUAAAGAUAAAUUUGAUUCUGCAGUUACAAAUAAAAUCUGGUUUGAUGUACAACUAAGAUAUGGUGAUUAUGAUUCUCAUGAUAUAUCAAGAUAUGUUAGAGCCAAAUAUUUGGAUUAUACUACAGAUAAUGUGAGUUUAUAUCCAUCUCCAACCGGUGUGAUGAUUGGUAUAGACUUAGCUUAUAAUAUGUACGAUGCAUAUGGUAAUUGGUUUGAUGGGCUGAAGCCUUUAGUUCAAAACAGUAUGAGAACCAUCUUAAAAGCAAAUCCAGCACUUUAUGUUUUACGUGAACGUAUAAGAAAAGGUCUCCAGAUCUAUCAAUCAAAUGUCCAGGAGCCUUUCCUGAACUCAUCAAACUAUGCGGAACUAUUCAACGAUGAUAUAAAACUUUUUGUCGAUGAUACAAAUGUAUACAGAGUAGUUGUUCAUAAAACUUAUGAAGGUAAUGUAGCUACUAAACCUAUAAAUGGGUGUAUAUUUACUCUGAACCCUAAAACAGGUCAUCUGUUUUUAAAAAUUAUCCAUACAUCGGUAUGGACUGGACAGAAGAGAUUAAGUCAGUUAGCUAAAUGGAAAACAGCCGAAGAAGUGAGUGCAUUGAUUCGCUCACUGCCUAAAGAAGAACAGCCAAAGCAAGUUAUUGUAACAAGAAAAACCAUGUUAGAUCCUUUAGAAGUACAUAUGCUAGACUUUCCUAAUAUUUCAAUUAGACCUACUGAGUUAAGGUUACCAUUUUCAGCCGCCAUGUCAAUAGACAAAUUAUCAGACGUUGUCAUGAAAGCCACAGAACCGCAGUUAGUACUGUUCAAUAUUUUUGACGAUUGGUUAGAUAGGAUAUCAUCAUAUACAGCAUUUUCAAGAUUGAUACUGUUAUUAAGAGGUCUCAAAACAGAUGAAGAGAAAGCAAAGAUGAUUAUUUUAGGUGAUCCCACAAUACCUAUUAAAGAACAUCAUCUAUGGCCUUCUUUUACAGAUGAGCAAUGGAUUGACAUUGAAUUUAAAAUGCGUGACUUGAUUUUGUCAGAGUACAGUAAAAAGUAUAACGUUAAUAUAUCUGCUCUUACUCAAACAGAAAUAAAGGAUUUAAUUCUGGGACAAAAUAUCAAAGCGCCAUCUGUAAAAAGACAAAAGAUGGCAGAAUUGGAGGCAGCAAGGGCAGAAAUAGAAUCAUCAGAAUCAUCUGCUACUACCGCAAUGAAAACUAAAUCUGUUAAUGCACAGGGUGAAGAGAUCGUUGUUGUUACAUCUACUAAUUACGAAAGUCAAGAAUUUGACUCCAAAGUCAAUUGGAGAACCAAUGCUAUUGCAAAUAGUUUACUGUACCUUCGUCUCAAGAACAUAUAUAUCAAUUCUGAUAACUUCAUUGAAAAUAAGGAUGUGUUUGUCUUCCCAAGUAACGUAUUGAAAAAAUUUGUUGAAAUUUCGGAUGUAAAUAUUCAAGUUGGUGCCUAUCUAUAUGGUAAAUCACCCCAGGGCCAUCCUGAAAUCAAAGAAAUAAAAACACUUGCACUCGUUCCCCAGUUGGGUAACAAUAAAUCUGUGGUUCUAUCAACUUUACCACAGGCAGAUGAAUAUCCAAGCUUAUCCGGAAUGGAGCUAUUGGGUUGGGUUCAUACAAGAACAAGUGAUUUGAAAUUUAUGACUGCAGCAGAAGUCACCACUCAUGCUCACUUAUUUGAGAACUAUAGUAGCAGUCUCAUCGAUAUAACUGUAGACUUGAUCAGUGGCUCUAUAUCAUUAAAUGCUUUUACAUUAUCUGAUGAAGGUAUCCAAUGGGGUUUACAGAAUAGAGAUAUGGUUAAUGAAAUGCCAGAAGGCUUUGAUGCUACAUUAAGUGUCCCUGCUCAAUUACUGCUCUCUGAAAGAAUUAUGGGACAAUUCAUGACCCCGUCUUCGGACGUUUGGAAUUACUUAUUUAUGAGUAAUUCCUUCAAGGAUGAUUUGAAUUAUGAAUUAAAAGUUGGUAUUCCUUGUGAAUUUUAUAAUGAAGUACAUCGUUCCACUCAUUUCUUGCAAUAUUCAGAAAUUGCAGGAGAAGAAGAACUCGAAGCUGAACAACAGGAUUUGUUUUCCUAG